AACACUCCAAAGAAGCCACCAAAAUCAGAUUCCUUUUCCAACUCGCUCGCUCGCUCUCCCUCUCUCUCUCUCUCUCUCUCUCAUCGACACGCUUGUUUCUUAGCUGCUUCUGCAGCUGCUGCUCUUUUUUUUGGGGGGCCUCUGUCUGACACCUUUAAAAGGCCCCCUUCCUCCCUUCAAUCUCUUCUCCCUCAAUCUCUCUCCUCUCUCUCUCUCUCUUUGGGAGUGUUUACAAAAGAAAAGAAGAAAAAACAAGAAAGAGAAGUGAGAGUAAAUGUAUGCAGAAACAGGGCUAAUGUUCCCAUACUUCCACAACUUCCCUCAGCAGUUUGAAGACUUUUGCUGCUCCCACAAGCCCAAUGCUUCAUCGGGCAUAUCGAGCUGCGUCAUUCCGACGUCCACGGUAUCGGAUUACAACCUCUGGGCAGAAGGAGAUCUAUUCAAGGCUCCUGAACCUGUGAUUGAAGAACCAGCCAUGGGCCUUGAUCCAGUGACGGCUGCCAUUUCAAUGAUUUCUUGUGGAGAAGAUGUUAUGCCCACCCAGUCGUUGGCCGUUUCAGAUAUUGAAUCGUCGAUUCAGAGUGGGCAGCUCCUCAGUGAGGUUUUCUAUGAAUGCAGAAAGGAUCUUUUGGCAAAGGAAGGGAACGAAACGCCACUCUCUGAAGUCCUCAACAUCAAAAUUUCCACCGACGAAAACCUGACUGCUGAUGAGAAGUUGGUUGCUGAGAGUCCGUUCCAGAAGAGUAUUAGUUCAAGUUGUCUAAGGUCAAUGGAGUGUGUGAACGAGGCUCCGGUGAGGCCAAAUUUUCUCGAUUUUCCUGUUAUGGACUUUGGGACUGCUUACGGAAUGCGAAGAGCAUUUAGUGAAGGAGACAUAAAGACUCUUGGUAAUGGAAAUAUAAACUUCCAAUCUCCAAUGGAGCAACCUAAAAUUGUGAGCACUUUCACUUCUGAAGAUCGCAAGGAAAAGCUGUCCAGAUACCGGAAUAAGAAGUCCAAGAGAAAUUUCGGCAGAAAAAUCAAGUACGCGUGCAGGAAAGCUCUGGCUGAUAGCCAACCAAGAAUUCGAGGAAGAUUUGCAAAGACGGAAGACAAAGAAACUUCCAAGAAACGAUGACUGCUGCUUGUACGAGAAAGACUAAGUUUUUUAGGAGUGUAGUACUUAGACUUUUAUGAGGUAAAGAGUGUAAUCCCAUGGUAAUGAUAGUCGUCAGUGUUGUGUUAAUGGAAGCUUUAGACAGGAUCUAAAUAAGCUUGACCUCACGAACUAGUUUGCAUCGUUGUAACCGCAAUAAUCUCCUAUGUAGAUCAUAUAUAUGCUCAGCUAGAUUUGUACAUAAUGUUUGUUUAGUAAUGAAAUAAUAAAAAAUAAGAUGUAUUUGUAGUU
Sesamum indicum (sesame) is the source of this 1387-nucleotide messenger RNA. RefSeq names its product CCT motif family protein. The record is from RefSeq and is a predicted model, not a curated record. Gene Ontology annotation, cellular component: nucleus. Gene Ontology annotation, molecular function: protein binding; DNA-binding transcription factor activity. Lineage: Eukaryota; Viridiplantae; Streptophyta; Magnoliopsida; Lamiales; Pedaliaceae. Gene Ontology annotation, biological process: regulation of flower development.